AUGGUCCACCUGUCAGAGGGAGUUAGAGAUGAUGCCCUAUCACUGACAGUUGUUAAUGUCCUUAAUGGCAGCUAUUUUCAGAUCCAAGAGGGUCUCUCUCCUAAUCAUCUGAAGAAGGCCAAGCUCAUGUUUUUCUACACCCGCUACCCAAGCUCUAAUAUGCUCAAGAUGUUCUUCUCUGAUGUCAAGUUUAAUCGCUGCAUAACCUCGCAGCUGAUCAAGUGGUUCAGCAACUUCAGGGAGUUCUACUACAUCCAGAUGGAGAAGUUUGCCCGCCAGGCCAUCAACGACGGAGUCACUGGAACUGAGGAGUUGAGCGUCAGCCGCGACUGCGAGCUCUUCCGAGCCCUUAACAUGCACUACAACAAGGCCAACGACUUUGAGGGAUAG
Molecule: messenger RNA, 390 nt
Organism: Morone saxatilis (striped sea-bass)
Lineage: Eukaryota; Metazoa; Chordata; Actinopteri; Moronidae
Product: prospero homeobox protein 1-like
Exons: 4
Coding region: 1-390 (129 amino acids)
Biological process (GO): regulation of transcription by RNA polymerase II
Cellular component (GO): nucleus
Molecular function (GO): DNA-binding transcription factor activity, RNA polymerase II-specific; RNA polymerase II cis-regulatory region sequence-specific DNA binding
Source: RefSeq, a predicted model, not a curated record